CGACGCGCAUCCCAACGACAUCCUCGCGAUGACUUCCGCGAUAUUGACAUUUCGCAGUUGGAAGAAAAAAAGACGGCCGCGAUUAAUUGCACGUGAACGGAGGACAAAAAUCACGAUCGUACGACGAAUUUUACGAACGACGGAUCCCACGUGCAACAGCAGUCCCGUCCUCUUCUCAGCGAAGAUUGAACUUGAAAGAUUAAACACAGCUACAGAUGACAUUAAUAAACUAGAAGUUGAUUUAGAUGAAGCAAGAGCAACCUUUAGAGAAUUAUUGUGCGAAUCAACAAUCAAGAUCGACGGUUUAGCUAAGAAACUUGGAGCUUGCAUUGAAAAGUCCAGACCAUAUUAUGAUGCUAGAUUUAGAGCAAAAGAGGCAUUACAAGAAACGCAGAAGGCUGCGAUUAGAUUUGAGAGAGCCAAUAGUCAACAUUCUGCAGCUAAAGAAAUGGUUUACUUAGCAGAAGAAGGAUUACGAACUGAAGGAAGAUGCUUUGAUCAUGCUUGGCAGGAAAUGUUGAAUCAUGCUACAUCGCGAGUUAAUGAAUCGGAACAUGAAAGAGCUCUUUCUGAAGCAGAACACAGGCAUACAACAGCAUUAUAUCACAAAGCGGAACACGAAGUUCAAAGGUUACAGCGCGAUUUAAAACGUACUAUUGCCAAAUCAAGUAUGGGUGCACGUCGCAGCUUGCUUCUGAUAAACAGUAUCGCCUACAGGCACAACUUGCUCAUGUUGCCUUACUAUGAGAUGAAAGCGCACUUUAAUCAAAUGCUGGAGGAGCAGAAGAUGAAAGUCAGUGUGCUGGAGAGAUCAGUUAGUGAAGCAAAAGCUUCAUAUGCAGAAGCGUUACGAAAUCUAGAAAAGAUCAGUGACGAGAUUCAUAGGACAAGGAGAUAUGACGGUAUGGAUGACUAUGUUAAACAUGCACGAGACGCGCCCGAUCAUUCCAACGCGCAAAACAACACGGCAACUCCGACGGAUUCCAGUGUAACUGGAUCUCCGGACAGUACGGAUUAUACUAGCGACGAAUAUUUACGCCUUCCCGACAAGAUGAGUCCGAAUGUGCAAUGUCCUAUGCCUACUAAAAUCGAAAGAGAUUCCUCGUCGGAAUACUUGGGCCUAAACAAUCUGAAUCUUUCGUCUACCGAACCUCGUAAAUACAUAAAACGUGAUCGUCCACGAAGCAUCGCAACCACAGAUUCGAAACAUAUCGUACCGACUUUAAAUCACACAAGUUCUUCUGCACCAGGCUUGGCGGAUUUGUCAGGUAUUAUAUCUCCCAUCGAGAAGAGAGUGAAAAUUCAGACACCUGUGAACGAUAACAAGAAUAAUGCUACUACUCACAAUGGAGAUGAAUGGACGGAAAUUAACCUGAACAAUUCGCCGGAUGAAAUUUAUUACAACAAUGACAUGUACUCCGAUGAGGAAGAUCAAAUUCCCUACAAACCGCUACCGAUGGAUCUGAGUCCAGAAAACACUCAGCAAAUUAGCGCAACUGCCGAACCACUGAAAGAGCAAACCAAUCGAAAAAGAUUAAUAACGCAAAAGUCUUUACCCACAAUGUCAAAAGUAAACGAAGUUACUUUAAGCGAAGAGAAAAAAACCGAAGUUACGAGAAGCCCUUCGAUAAAAAAUAAAGGCAAACUCGAUGGUAGCUUAGCCAAUUGGAUAAUUAGGAGUUCAGCCUGUGGCGAGGCUAGCGGUGGUAGUUCCACAAAUUCAAGCAGAAGACAAUCUCUCGAUAUGUUGUGGAGUGGUGGUACUGGGGAGCGUGUUAAGGAAUUACUCAAUCAUGGUAUGAUGAUGCUAAACAUAUCUAGUUUGACGGAACGACGUUCUAGUGAACCAAAGACAGCGGAGAGAGAUAAGGACAAGUCUGAAAAGUCUGAAAAAUCGGAAACUAAAGGAAAGAAAGUCCCCAGUCCAUUAGAAAAGACAAUGAGCUAUCUAAAUGCAGAUGAAGAGACAUCGGACAGCGAAAGUUUGGCUAGCGUGGAGAUGUUAACGGAAGAUCAGAUUUCUUCACUUAUGAUGGAGCCAGACAUGAACCAAGUAUGUCAAGAAAUUCUGGGAACUCCCUUAGUUGAAGUAUGUCCGCUGUUGCAACAACUGCAGCAACAACAACAAUAGCCUUAUCGCGGGAAGAUUUGUGUAAUCGAAUGGCAAAGAUUCAACAAUAGAAAGUGUUCAAGAUCGUUAUAAAAUGGUAAUAUAAUUAAGGACAUCCUUUCUUUCCAUUAAGAUAUUGAGGAUAUAUUAUAUU
This is a messenger RNA of Formica exsecta, 2264 nucleotides long. RefSeq lists its product as uncharacterized. Gene Ontology annotation, molecular function: protein kinase inhibitor activity. Gene Ontology annotation, biological process: intracellular signal transduction; negative regulation of protein tyrosine kinase activity. The transcript has 11 exons. Bases 29 to 2131 code for a protein of 700 amino acids. NCBI's taxonomy places the organism in Eukaryota, Metazoa, Arthropoda, Insecta, Hymenoptera, Formicidae. Gene Ontology annotation, cellular component: cytoplasm. The record is from RefSeq and is a predicted model, not a curated record.